UAUAAGGUACAUAUGGUUUAGGGUGUAUAUGGUUAGGGUACAAGAUAUUGAUGGUUUUGACGGUUCUAAGUUUUUAUUAACAUAUGUUCACUUGAAGUCAUUUGAAGUCUUUAACGGCAGGAGAUCCCUUUUUAAUUUAUGUUUAUGGUACGUGGUUAGGGUACAAGGUAUGUGGUGUAAAGUAAAGGAUAUAUGGUUAGGGUAUAACAAUCAGCAAAUAUCACUUUUUAUCUAUGUUUUGAAAAUCAAAGUAUGAAUUUCACUUUUAAAUUAACUAUACUAGCAAAAUCACAACUCAAGGACAUAUGAUUAGGGUAUAGGUUAUGUGGUUAGUGUAUAAUGUAUUGAUGGUUUAGGGUAUACAAUCAACAACAUAUACUAACUUAAUAUUGUUGAUUGAGGGUAAGUGUAUAGGAUAUAUGUUAUUGAGUAAGUUAUGAUUGAAGUCACAAUAAUUUUACUAAAUUUGAUAGCUAAUCUUUAAUGGUUCAAUUUGUAGGAUAAUUCGAACAAUUUUACAAAUAACUCGUUUGGCAACAGUUUACUAAAGUUAUUUGGGCAAUGAGUUAUUUUGAAAUAACUCCUUUUAUCACAAUGCUUUUGCCAAAUACCACACGCCAAAUACCAGAUUUGCAUGGUUAUACUAAACGAGAUACUUUAAUCCAAUUGCUAAUGAAUUAAUACUAAAAUAUCAAAUAAACAAUUAACGGUGUCUUUCGGUUGCAAAUAUUGAUAUCACCAUUACUAUUAGCUAUAAUACUUUACCAAUUAUGAUUAAUUACAUAACAAGUUUGCAAGUCAUACAAAUUGAUUUAACAUUUUGACUAGUUUUUUUCAAAAAAAUAAAGUAUAUAUAUACGAGGUAGAAAUAAACUGGUUAAAAAGUUGAGAAAAUAUUUUAAAUUAGUGUAAUAAAAUGUGUAAGUUGGUAAUGAGUAAUGAGUUAAGUUACUUGAUGCGAUGGCCCGAACAACCCGAAACCCGACCCGCCCGCAACCCACCCGACCCAAAACCCGAUGAACCCGCAACCCGAUUUGCCCGCAACCCGACUGAAUCCGAACCCGAUGAACCCGCAACCCGACUAACCCUCAACCCGUUUGAACCCGAACCCGAUGAACCCGAACCCGAUGAACCCGAACCCGAUGAACCCGCAACCCGACUAACCCGCAACCCGUUUGAACCCGAACCCGAUUGAACCCAGCCCGAACCCGCCCGAACCCGCCCGAUUGACACUCCUCAUCAUAGGGAUAUGUGUCCGCUGGGAGCUGCUCAGUUGGAAGAUGUUCAGUAUAUCAAUAAUCCGCGAAGUCAAGGUCAGGGUGGUAUGUAUUCAAAUACAUAUAACCCUCAAUGGAGACAUCACCCCAAUAUGUCAUGGUCAAACAAUAAUCCAGUUGGUGUUCGAAACAUCCCAUCUCCUGGUUUUCAACAGGAGCAGCCUCAACCAGAGAAGAAGCCCUAGCUGGAGGAGUUGAUUUUGGCUCAUAUGCAGAAAACAGACAAUAAUUUCAAGGGUCUGGAUCAAUUUGUCACUCAACAGCUAGCCAUCAACAAUAAUUUACAAUCGUCUAUGCUAGCUAUGGAGAGGCAGAUGGGACAGAUGGCUCAAACUUUGGCAGAUAUGCAAGGCAGGAUUCCUUGGACAUUACCAGCAAAUACUGAGAGGAAUCCGAAGGAUGCCAUGGUUGUAGCAGUGACAUUGAGGAGUGGAAAGGCCUUGGAAGACCCUAGCAGCUCGAAAAAGGCACCAGAGACAGAGGAGGAAGCACCGGGAGAAAGAUCUUGUGCAGAAAAUGAAGAAUCAGCCUUGCACAGGCAAAAUGAAAGCAGUUUGCCUGUGCAAAAGCAUGUUGCCCGUGUACCUCAAAAAGUGGAAAAAUUGAAGAAUGAAGAGGUAAAGCCUUAUGAACCUCCCGCACCAUUCCCUCAAAGGUUAAUGAAGCCCAUGGAAGACCCAAACUUCAAGAAAUUUGUGAAUAUCUUCAAGCAACUUCAGAUUAACAUACCCUUGGCGGAGGCACUUGAAUAAGGUGCUAUGCGGUCUUAAAUAGGAUAUCGGUCUUCAGGCUAAAUAAUUAAGUCAUUGAGCUACGACAGUAGGAUUUGAUUUAAUUGUUUAGUACGUAGUAAAUCCCGACAAGGAUAGCUAGCACAUUCGUGAUAUCCUGGCUGUAGAGAGUUGGAUUAAAUUGAUUGGAAUAUGUGAAUCAAUCUGGAUAUGAUAGGUAGUGAAUUUCGGUGUUUCUCCCAGAGCUUUCUCCCAUUGAUUUUCUCCCGACAGUUUUCAUUUAGUUAAUUUUAUUUUGUACCAGUAAUACACACCCCGCACAUCCAACAUUAUAAUACCUAAAAUUUUGGGUAUGCCUACUAUUACAUGCAUGUCACCGUGACAUGGACUUUUCGGUCGACCUAAUCCUGAAGGCGGUCGACCGAAUUGACUAAUUUGGGCAGCCCGAGAAAGCAUUGCGGUCGACCUCAAAGACCACUUGGUCGACCGUUCUUAGCUUAAGUUGUUAUUUUUGGUUGACCAGAAUAAACCUCGGUCGGCCAUUUCGUUGGCGUCAGAAACAACAUGGUCGACCAGAUAAAGAAAGAGGUCGACCAGAUAGACGAUAAGUGUUCUAUCAAUUUAUCCAAUCAUUUAACGUAAAAUGAAGAUCAAGUGUUGGUGUCGAGGUCGACCUAAUCCGGUACGACGUCGACCGAAUACAAAAAGGUCAACCUAUGCCCCAUGUCUUUUUCGCUUAUGUAUGUCCAUUUGUGUGGUUCUUUUGCUCGUAUAAAUUACGCUUUAAACC
Messenger RNA from Linum trigynum, 2798 nucleotides. NCBI's taxonomy places the organism in Eukaryota, Viridiplantae, Streptophyta, Magnoliopsida, Malpighiales, Linaceae. The record is from the annotation of a GenBank genome assembly.